Molecule: messenger RNA, 726 nt
Organism: Colius striatus (speckled mousebird)
Lineage: Eukaryota; Metazoa; Chordata; Aves; Coliiformes; Coliidae
Product: CTD small phosphatase-like protein 2-A
Exons: 9
Coding region: 1-726 (241 amino acids)
Molecular function (GO): phosphoprotein phosphatase activity
Source: RefSeq, a predicted model, not a curated record
AUGGCCACCAGCCAGGUUCUGCCUUUCGAGCCCUGCUAUAAGGGUGCCUACUUCUCGGGGCUCCCCAUGGAUGAGUGCCAGGACUCUGCUGUCCCCAGCCUGCUGCUCCCCGUGGCCACAGCGCCUGGCAGGGAUGUUCCUCGGAAGAUUCGCAGCACGCCCGAGUGGACCCUCAUCCUGGAACUGGAGGGGACUCUGGUCUGCUCCUCCAUGCUCCCUGGCUGGCAGCAGGGUGCUGUGGCCACCUUCACCACGGCCUUCCAGGGAGAGUCCUACAAGGUCCAUGUGAAGGUGCGUCCCCAUGUGCAGCAGUUCCUGGAGAACUUUUCCAAGACCUAUGAGAUUUUCAUCUUCACAACUGCAAAAAAGGACUAUGCUGAGAAGGUCUUGGAUGUGCUGGACCCCAAGAGGAAGCUGAUCAGGCACUGCCUGUCCCAGCGGGAUUGUCUCUGCGCCCACGGCUGCUACUGGAAGGACCUGACCCGCCUGGGCAGGGACCUGGCCAAGACGGUGGCUCUGGACCACAGCCUCCAGGGCUUCCCCGAGCAGGCUGCCAACUGGAUCCUGGUGCCGAGGUGGUGCGGGGACUCGCGGGAUGACGAACUGCUGCGUCUCACCCCGCUGCUGGGACAGCUCGGCCGGGCGGUGAGGACCCAGGGGCUGGACGAUGUACGCACCGAGAUCCAGCGGCGGUUCUCGCCCCGCAGGCUGCCGGCCAAGGACUGA